CCUGCUGGAGUUCCUCUGAGCCCGGGGUGUGACGUCACCCUCCCAGAAUGCAUGGCUUCCAGCGCGGCGCCCAGCAGUCCAGGCCCGUCCUAAACAUCCCCAGAACUUUUCCCAAAAUGUCGAUGUGGAGGGGCAAAGAAGAGUCGAGCCAGAACUGGACCGAGGCGUGUUCGGAUUUUAAAGAUGUCCACCUACCUCUGUUUGGCUGCUGAAUACUGAAAAAGGCUGUGGGCUGACACAAGGGCUCUUCUCAGGAAACACACAGACCCAGUCAGCGCGUUCAAAGCUCCUCACCACUGCAGCCCUGUUGGGGUUGUUAUGGCAGCUGCUCUGACAGAUACCAAGUACUGGACACAGAGAUCCCUCAGUAAGGCUGGACAGACAAAACCACCGUCUAAUGGUUGACAAACAGCUUGCGGCAUUACGUCUAGUACUCCCAGUAAACAAAGCAACCACGUGUUUGUAGGCUGAUGGUGAGAAUCCUCAUGAGUCUUGUCUGUAUCUGCUCAGACUCUUGGCCGGAGUCCCUGCGAAGCAGCAGAGCAAGCACUGUUCCUUCUGUUAGACCAUGUUUCACCAACAAGACCACGUAAAGAGCCAGCUGCAGGAGAGCCGCCCAGCGGGUAGGCACCUCUUUCACUGCCAGGAGUGUGGAAAGCAGUACAACACACAGCUGGGUUACAGGCGUCACCUUGUGGCAGCCCACAAUGCUGCGGCGAGCCUGUCGUGCCCAGAAGGGGCAGCUUCAUUGCUUGAGCAGCUCAGUGGCCAUAUUGACCGGCCUCCACCAGCAGAGGGUAACACCAACGCGGCCGUGCCAGUCAGGGAGAGGAAGUACUCGUGCGAGCGAUGCGACCGUCGCUUCUAUACGCGCAAGGAUGUACGACGUCACGCUGUGGUGCACACCGGCCGCCGCGAUUUCCUCUGCCCGCGCUGUGCACAGCGCUUCGGGCGCAGAGAUCACCUGACGCGCCACCUAAAGAAGAGCCACGCUCAGGACUCGGGGUUGGUUCCACCCUGUGCUCCGUGUACCCCUGUGGCCACACCAACGCCUGCCACCCAGUGCCCUGUGAAGGAGGAGCCCAGCCCUGUCACCUCAAACAUGGCUUCUGUCUCCAAAGAGCCAAUGGAGCCUUUUGCAAGGGAUGUGUACAAUUCCUACCCAAUGGCUAAUUCUGUCUCCGGGAUGGGGCACCCUCAUGGCCUUAUGCAGGGCUCCUUGUCUUCGAGCAUGGGUAUGGGUCGCCACAUGCCCCCCCAGUCCUCUCACCACCAUCACCUUCAGCCUCCUGCGGCUCCACAACAGCAGCCGUACGGCAGCAUGGCUCGGUACCAGCAUGGAUCUACCUCAUAUCCUCGCUCUGACAUGGACAGCUUCUUGCUGGACCUUCAGAGUGGCCCUCCAGCUCACCUGGGCGCAGUCAAUACAUCUACCUCUACAUCUGCCUCCCCACAGAGAGAGGUGCUUGCUGAAGGCGUGGGUGCUGGUGGUGACCCUCACCUGCUGUGUAGGAGCCCUGCUGUCUCCUCAACCGAGCUGGCCUGCACCACUAACAUGGACAUUGGACCUCUGCUGGGGUUUUUGCCUUUUAGCCUUCCACCCUACAGCCCUCACAUGGGCAUGGGAGGGUUAGUGAUGAGUUAUCCACCUGCCACCACCACCUCCUCUCCAUCAUCUUCUACUGGGCUCUCCUCCCAGGCUCCAGGACCUUUCACCUUCUUCCAGCCUCCUCAGGCUCAUGUACCCCAGAGCCCUGGAGCUCAGAGCCAAGUACCUCAGUCUUACAGUGGCCCUGCUAUGAGCACGUGCAGCUCCCUACCUCAUUAUUACCAGACCUUUCAGCAGUAGGUGUCUCUGUUCCCACAAGUGUUGUCUUCACAGAUGCUCAAAGGAUUCUUAAUGAAAAGGGUGAGGAAGAGAAUGGGGAUGUGUAACCUGUCAGUGCUAAUGAUGCUACUUUUAGUCUUUGUUGAACACAACAAGUCACCUCAUCAGUAUUACCUCAUAUUUUUUUAAAAGGAAGCUUGAAUGUUUGCAGCAAAUGUACAUCGCCUCACUGUAACCAAACCAGAGCUUUUAUCAGUGCUGGCUACACUUAAACCUGUCACAGGUGCUGCUCAGUGCUGAGCCUCUUUCACUUUUAGAUUUUAUAGCUAGAUGCUACAUUGUUGGGGUAUAUUUCAGUUACAGGUAAUUUCUAGGAAACUGACUGGACAUAGACUGGAGACUGACAGAGUGGAACCAAGUUGGAAUAACAUGAAUUAACUAAUGUCAAUGGAAACUUGAAUGGUUACACCUGUACAGUGUAGUUCAACUCAAUACAGGUUGAAUUGUUAUAAUUUGAAUCUGUCAGGAAGGCGAUACCUGUUAAUUAAUGAGGUCACAAAAGAAUGAUAUUUACCAGUCAUCUAUUUUAUAUGUGCCACAACAUCAGGAGUAAGUAAGUAAGUAAAGUAGAAUGACCUGUUGUUGUACUGGGAGGAAUCAGCCUGUGCAGGUGCACGGUUUAUUUGGCGUGUGUGUGUGUGUGUGCAUGCAUGCGCGUGUUUACCCCUGCACUGUGAAUUCAGAAUUAGGCCUUGUGAGAAAUGUGACAAGUGCAACCAACAACAACAACUGCCAGCUGGAAUCUACAUUGAGGUUUAGCCCAUACAGGUCCAUAUUAGAUCCAAACGGCUCCCAUUGUGUGGACAUUGCCAGUCUAGCAUCCCUGCAGCCCUGAGACUAGUUGUGUGUCAGCAUGUGGAUGCAGCCCAUCAGCUUGUUGCUGAAUAAUUUAGCACUGCCAGAUCAAAAUGCACUUGUGUUCAGCAUCUCUCAUCCCUCCUCCUGCAUUGUCAUGGAUGCAGAAGCUGCCCUGUUAGGUUAAACUAAGUAAAUGUAGUAUCGCAAGCACCCAUUGCUAAGUUGGUCAAUGACCCCGGCUUCUUCCUGUGCCUGCCUUAAAAUACAUUAGCCCUGAUGGGAUGUCACAGAACCCCACACAGAACUACAAAUCAGGCUUCGAAGGGAAGGUUAGACCUGUGCAACCAGGGUUGUAACCUGUGGUUUAUUGUAAUAGCUAUGCUGCUGGAUUGUAGCCAGGUUAAAGGUGGUGCUUCUAAAUGCCAGAAGAAGAAUUAGGAGCGGCAAAGACGGAGGCUCAGGGUCAUGUAUAAACUGGAUGGAGCACAUCCUCCAGUCAUCCUCAGAGCUCUUCCUCAGAGGAACGCAUGUUGCUUGUGCAUCUCAACCAUCUUUGUAUGUUCAAAGCCAGAAAGCCCUUUGCCUUACCCUUCAAGAUGUCACGGCAACUUGACAGCGUCCGACUUCUGCACAGAUUUGAGCUUGUGAUCUUCUGAUUAGCCUUUCUGGGUUUAAACCCGUUUCAGGACGUUGCCUUCUCUCUGCGUUGUCUUUUCUCCUAAUUCUUCUUUUGGUAUUUUGAAGCACUGAAUACAACCUGUUAAUGAUCCACCAAUGGAAAGUAUGAAUACUUGUAAUGUAUUGUCAUUGUCGGGUUUUAUUCAGGACUGAACCUGAGCCUGUCCAUCCUCCAGCUCUGUCUGGUGUCUGGUAGAAGUCUAGUCUUUGCUCCGAUAAAAGACAAACUUGCUCUUCAGGAUACCCUUUUAAUACUUGUUCUGGGUUUAUUAUUUACAAGUUCAGUCACCGUACAGGUCAUUUUAAUAGUUGUUUAUAUAGCAACAAGACCAACACUGACAUCAACAAUAACUGUCGCUCUGUGCUGUGUCCUUUUCUGUACCUUAUCGGUAAACAAUGGUGGACUGAUUCACAUGCUCUUAACCAGGAGUCAGCUUCACUUAGGCUAAUGUUCAGUUUCAUGAUGUAACCUGCAGCACUUGGGACUGGCAUCGUCCUUUAGGCUGUUGAAUGAUGGUAUAAAUUCCUCCUGGAGCACUUGUAAUGCUGGAUUAUAAGUUUGUGAAAAACUUAAACCCUAAAAGUGAGUCCCGCUGUCAUCCUGGCCUUAUCUUUAUUGCAGAGCGUUGGGAAAAGCUAGAGAAGCAACAACUGAUUAAAGGUUCUUUGGACAGAGUUGUAUGGAUGCUCCACUCAAACUGGUCAAGUGUAGCUGAGAUGAAGGAGCCGUGCAGCUGAGUGGUUGAUGAAAAUCAAAACGGCCUUUGCCUUAAGUCCAUGAACUGUAUGUUGAAGAACUCCUCACUAGCAUUGUAACAGCCCUGUAAGUGUUGCACCAAUGUCUUAAAAUGCUACUGUUGUGCCUCUCUAAGAGAUAGUUUGACUGGGUCUAAGCACUUAUGACAUUUUUAUAAAGGAGGCAUUUGAUCUGUACCUCAAGCUUUCAGAACUGUGGGUUUCUGAUAUUUGUAUUUGCUUUUAGUUACAUUGGCUCUUGUUUGUGCCAUUAGGUUGAAAGUAUAAAGGUAGAUUUUAUGACUCUUAAUUCCUUUCGUAGUGACAUUGACAUUAUAUUUCAAACUUUCUACCUCUGUCUUGUCAUAUAUCUUUCUGCAAAAAUGAUUAGACAUAGUUUUAACCUGUAACCGCAGAUUUACCACUGAAUGUAGGACAAUGUUCAGAAUUUCAACUUUGAAAGUCCUGGUGGUGAACUCCAGAGUCAGACAUUGCCUGUACUUGCCUUUAAUGAUAUUUCUACUUCCUUACUACCUCAAAUAAGAGACAGGUGCCUGUCCAUCUAACUGCAGAGAAAAUGACUGUAUAGUUUUAUAUUUUGUCAGAACAAGCACAUGUACUUUGUAGCUCCAUAGUUGUGUUGCUGUUUUAGCUAACAGCAGAAUGAUGGGGAUGCAUUGCCUGUCAUUUGUUGUGUUGUUGUCGCUGUGUCCUCUGCCUCGUUGGUCCUUGUCAGUUGUGCAGCUAAAUGAGAAAUGAACAGGCAACCUUUUGGGAGCACUUCACCUGAAAGCAGGUUCCUUGCUCGUUCCAAGUGAACCAACACGUUCUUCUGUCACCAGUCCUGUUCCAGGACUCACUGCUUUCCUGAGUCAAAACCAUUUAACAAAGAGUUUGUUUUUGUUUCUAGACUGAAUUAAUGAAGUACUUAAUACUAAAAACACUCUGAACACUUGAAUGUUUAUCUGUAAUGACGAGCUACUGUUGCUCUGUUGCUCAUGGUGUGAGUAGCAUCCCACCAGCAACCGUUACUAAUGAACCAGACACUGCAUAGCCACAUGUUGUAUCAAAUGGAUCAGUUGGUUUUAGGAAUAUCUACCACUACACAAACAUCUCUGAUCCAGAGCCCAGAAAUACAUUUAAGGCCUCAUUGGGCUUAGUUUAAAGUAUCAUGAAACCAUCUGUCAGCAUAAAACCUAUAGAAGAGCUGGAUAAUGAUUUACUUCCUUUGUAUAGAUUCAGAUCUAGUCGUGAUGUUUGUGGUGCAAAUCCCUGAACGAGCGUCUGUUCAACCAGCUGCUUCAAACUUGGCCUCUUGGCUAACUUGUCUUGAAUAACUGCCCAUUCAAGUUCUGUUUUAGACAUGUUUGCAGAUGUGUGCAGGCAAAGGACACAGCAGAUUCCGAGGAUGAUCAUACUGUUUUGUUGCCUGCAUGUAAGUCGGCCCUGAGACCCACUACACUGCCGGUUUGACUUUUAACAUAGAUGCUUUUUGCUUUAGGUGUUCGUAUUAUCACUUAGUAGAGUAGAGCACAGUGAAGAGAAAGUGAGUUGUCAUUUUCUAAUGAUCUGAAAUUAAAGUAAUUCAAAAUAAAUACAUCUUUAGAUUUUCA
Betta splendens (Siamese fighting fish) is the source of this 5712-nucleotide messenger RNA. RefSeq names its product zinc finger protein PLAGL2-like. The record is from RefSeq and is a predicted model, not a curated record. NCBI's taxonomy places the organism in Eukaryota, Metazoa, Chordata, Actinopteri, Anabantiformes, Osphronemidae. The coding region runs from base 569 to 1849 and encodes 426 amino acids. The transcript has 2 exons.